Cokeromyces recurvatus is the source of this 2595-nucleotide messenger RNA. RefSeq lists its product as uncharacterized. Bases 85 to 2292 code for a protein of 735 amino acids. The record is from RefSeq and is a predicted model, not a curated record. Lineage: Eukaryota; Fungi; Mucoromycota; Mucoromycetes; Mucorales; Mucoraceae. The transcript has 10 exons. Gene Ontology annotation, biological process: maturation of SSU-rRNA from tricistronic rRNA transcript (SSU-rRNA, 5.8S rRNA, LSU-rRNA). Gene Ontology annotation, cellular component: nucleolus; small-subunit processome. Gene Ontology annotation, molecular function: U3 snoRNA binding; rRNA binding.
AAAAAAAAAAAAAAGUCAUAUACACAUAUAAAUAUAAAUAGUUUCUUUUGUACAUAGAUAGUACAAUAAUAAUAAUAAUAAAAAAUGGCUAAGGAUCGAUCUGCAAUUAGUAAGAGUAUGAGUAAAAAGAAAAAUAGAGUAUCUGGUACCCAUGUAUCAGGACUUGCAAGCUCUAAAGCUUCAAAAAGAAAGGAAGCCCCUAUUAAAUAUGGCCAACUUUCUAGAAGACAAAAGCAAGAUUUAGAAGAUUAUGGUGAACUUGUACCAAAGGAUUUCGAAGACGAUGAAGAAGAAGGCACAAAACGAAGAAGAAUUGUGUCUGAAACAGAUUUGGAUAGAGAGUUAGAAGAAGAGAGAAGACGUGCUGAAGGUGAAUUUAGCGAUUCACAGGAGGAAAUGGAUGAGGAAUCUGAAGAAGAUGAGGAAGGAGAAGAUUGGAAGAAGCCUUCACCUUAUUCUUUACUUAUGAAUUCAUUAAAAAAAAGCUCAAAACAAAAAGAAUUCUAUAAAAAGAUUCAACUUGAACAAGAAGGUAUUGAUGAACCUAUUAUCAACGAAGUAGAAGAGAAUAAUACAAAUAUUGAAGAAGAAAAUAUAAACGAAAACGAAGAAGGAACAGAAGAUUUGGUAGACGAUGAGGAAACAAAUCUUGAUGAUGAGGAAGAAGAGGAGGAGUCUGCUGAUAAAGAUGAAGCUGAUCCUUUUGAAGAAAAUGAUGAAGAUGAAGAAAUUGUUUACGUGGGAAGUGAUGCUGAAGAAGACGAGGGAGAGCAAUCUUAUGAUGAUCUCUUUGAUAUUAGAUUUGCUGAUCAACAACCUACAUCAUUCGAUGAAAAGAUUUCAAUUGUAGAACAAAAGAAAUGGACUUCUCAAAUUAUUCAUGAUGAGACUUUGUUGGACUUGAACGUUUUGACCACUGAGCCAGAUGAUACAAUAAAAGAAAUGCCAACAAUUAAAAAGUUAACGGAUAUGAAAGUGAGUGAGCGUGUAUCUGAAUGUUGGAUUAAAGCUAAUAAGAAAGUAGUUAAAAAAGCAUUAUUUACUCCUCUUCAGAACAAUCUUUUUACACAAAUGAAUAAUUACCGUGAUGUACUUUUCUGUAAUCGUACAAUGGAUAAUGCGAAAGAGAUUAGAAAUACUUACGCUCUUCAUGCAAUUAAUCAUAUUACAAAAGCACGAAAGCGUGUCUUAAGGAAUAAUAAUAGACUUGCCAAAGCACAAAAAGAAGAAAAGGAUAUUGGUGAAUUACGUGAUCAAGGUUUUACUAGACCCAAGGUGUUGAUUUUGUUACCGUUUAGAAAUACUGUGAUUGAUGUGGUUGAUACUUUAAUCAAGCUUUCAGGAGUGGAAAAACAUGAUAAUAAAAAUCGAUUCUACGAACAAUUUAAUUUACAUGAAGAAGAAGCUAUUGAUACUACAAAGCCUCUGGAUUAUUUGCAAAACUUUCAAGGCAAUAUCGACGAUCAUUUUCGUUUGGGCAUCAAAUUUUCAAAGAAAUCGUUGAAGCUUUAUGCUAAUUUCUAUAAUGCAGAUAUCAUUAUUGCCUCGCCUCUAGGUUUACGUACUUUAAUUGGUGCAGAAGGUGAUAAGAAGAGAGAUUUUGAUUAUUUAUCAUCUAUCGAAAUGGUUAUUUUGGAUCAAACAAAUCAUUUCUUGAUGCAAAACUGGGAACAUAUUGAACAUAUUUUUGAACAUAUGAAUUUAAUCCCAAAAGAUACUCAUGGCUGUGAUAUUUCUAGAAUUAGAAAUUGGUAUUUAGAUGGAAAAGCCAAAUAUCUUCGACAAACACUUAUCUUUGCGGAUUUCUUAACACCCGAAUUUAACGCAUUAUUUAAUAAACAUAUGAAGAAUGUAUCUGGUAAAUUAAAAAUUAAGCGUACUUAUGAAGAAGGUUCGAUUAUCGAUGUCAUUCCUCAAGUACAACAGACUUUUACACGUAUCGAUGCUCCUUCUUUAAAGGCUAUGAACGAUACAAGAUAUAAAUAUUUCAUUGAAAAGACUUUACCAGCACUUAGGAAGUCAGCUAUCAUGCAAUCACAUACCCUUAUCUUUAUUCCUUCUUAUUUUGACUUUGUUAGAAUAAGAAAUUACUUUGAAGAUAACAGGUAUUCAUAUGAGCCUUGUUCAGAAUAUAGCUCUGGAAGUCAAAUUACUCGAGCAAGAUCACAAUUCUUUCAUGGUCGAACUAAUUUCCUUUUGUAUACAGAAAGACUUCAUUUCUUUAGAAGGUUUGUUUACAUUGGAUUUGUUUUGUUUAUAUAUUUACUUAUUUUUAUUAACCACUUAUCUUAGAUAUAAUAUUCGUGGUGCUUUUCAUAUUGUAUUUUAUGGUCUACCAGAAGAGCCCAUCUAUUAUACGGAAAUCGUUAACUUUUUAAGUCUCAAAUUUAAUGAAGCUAGUGCUGCAGAAGAAGCAACCUUUUCAUGUACAGCCUUAUUUUCUAAAUAUGAUUUCUUAAAAUUAGAACGUGUUGUUGGAACAGAUAGAGCCAAAAAGAUGUGUACAGCUCAAAAGAAUGUAUUCAUGUUUGCUUAAUAAUAAAAUAGAGAUGAUUUAUAAGAACUUGUAAAUAAUAAAGUAUAGAAGAAAUUAUA